Messenger RNA from Blepharisma stoltei, 348 nucleotides. Lineage: Eukaryota; Ciliophora; Heterotrichea; Heterotrichida; Blepharismidae. The record is from the annotation of a GenBank genome assembly.
AUGGAUUCAGAACUGCUUGAAUGGCUUUCUUAUGAAGAACUACAACAAUUAGCGAGCGAAAAUUUGGUGGAAUCUUUGGAAAAUAAACUCCAGAAAACAGAAAAACAAAAUAUCGACCAAAUUCUUCAAAAUCAGACCCAGACUCAAGAUUUAAUUAACCAAAUUGACCUAGCUGACACUUAUCUGCAAGAGCUGCAAGAAAAGAUGGAAGGAUUCCUCAAGAAAAUCCAAGAGACCAGAAACAAAACAAUUCCAUUAGAACAGCAGAAUAUGCAGUUUGCAAUCCAACAAAACAAUACUGCAGCACUUAUCCAGACUUUAUCAAAUGCGUUAAACAAGCAUGGAUAA